Pseudozyma flocculosa PF-1 is the source of this 3372-nucleotide messenger RNA. RefSeq lists its product as uncharacterized. Gene Ontology annotation, molecular function: cyclin binding; ubiquitin protein ligase activity; ubiquitin conjugating enzyme binding. The record is from RefSeq and is a predicted model, not a curated record. NCBI's taxonomy places the organism in Eukaryota, Fungi, Basidiomycota, Ustilaginomycetes, Ustilaginales, Ustilaginaceae. The transcript has 3 exons. Gene Ontology annotation, cellular component: nucleus; cytosol; ubiquitin ligase complex. Gene Ontology annotation, biological process: protein monoubiquitination; protein autoubiquitination; protein polyubiquitination. Bases 1 to 3372 code for a protein of 1123 amino acids.
AUGCCCGAGGACCUUAGCAAAGUCUACCAGUACAGGAUCGAGGGUACCCACGACGUUGCCUUUGACAUCGUGAAUCAACCCGGCGUCGAUUCCGACCUGAAGAGAUCGUUGCGGGAGCUGUCUGAGGAGACCCAGGAAGCAAUCUCCGUUCUCGCCGAAAGCGUCUCAUCGGCCGCCUCGCCGCCCUCUCCCACACGGGAUGAGCUCGUCGAGGUGCUUCGACAGUCUUCGGAGGAGGGCGGCCUCGAACACCUGUCUAUGCUGCAGCAGCGCCUGCGGCGGAUCACGACCGCUUCUGAACCGGUCGACGCCGACGACUUGCACCUCGCCACGGCGCUUGUCGCCAUGCUCGCCGCUUUGGAGCAGGUGCGCGGCCCUCCGAGGACUUCCUCCGAUCCGACCAGCUCGGGAACGGCUCCUGAUGUUCCGUCGGAUGCUCGCCACCUCGACUCCAAGCCGCGCUCGACAUCGGCGCGGCGCCGCGACUCUUUCGCGACUGCACGAUCGUCUCAUAGCGAGGAGCUCGACAACCCCUUUGGCGAUGUGUCCGUCGACGCCGCCGUCGGCGAUGCUUUUGGCCGGCUACAUCGUCGGCUGAUUUCCUUGCAUGCGAGCACUCUGUUGCGUGACGCAGCAGCGCCGCUUGCUCCUGGCCCUGCGGCCGGCUCAGGCUCGGCACGUACCUCAGUGCCUAGCCAAGAGGCCUGGCAGCAGCUGUCGGAGCUCGUGGCCAUCACCAAGGAGCUCGUUGCCUGGCGCAGCUCGACCGAGGUCCGGCCCGUCGAUCCCUCUCCACAGCUCGCCGAGCAAGGCGACGUCGUGGGGAGCCUGAACCACGCAAGCCAUGCAAGUCGACCCGCUCCUGGUCCAUACGAUGCCCUGGUCCGCGAGCUGAUGCCCCAGCUGAGCCCAAAAGCCGCCUCGAGGAGCUCCACGCGGGCCUCGAUGGUCUCGGUCGAAUCAGGCCGUGCCACGUUGGCGCAGUCUUCCACGUCUUACCACGCACCGCUGCGAGCCUCGGUCUGGUCCGAACACUCUUUGCCCCCGUCCUACGGCUGCGGCUCGCUCGACACCCACGGAUCGCACGGCAAGGUCGCAGCCGACAGCAAGGAUCUGGCCGGCUUCCGCGAGCGAAUCUGGUCCCUGCCCAGCUACACCGAUGAAGAGGAAGCGUUCUCGCACCUCCGCUCCGCCGAAAAGGAGAAGCUUCAAGAUGACGAGGCCGUUCCGCAACCCGCAGCGCCAGUCAAGGAGGCCGAGAAGCAGACGUCGACGUCGACGCUCCGAUCGCAAGCGGCCGCCGCCUAUGCGGCCAGGACGCCCGAGGACCUGCUCGUCAUCCAACAUUCGAUUGAACGAUUGUACUCGGCGGUCCCGCAAUUUUUGAACCAGCGCUGCUCACUGCCGCCCGACCAGAUGCGCGACGACCGCCUGCAGAGGAUGAUGGACAAGCUGGCUGCCACGCCUCGGCUCAAUGACCAGCGCGCCGAUCCGCCCUCGAUCCGCACGCGCAAGGCGUCCGACCCGACUUCAGGAGGGGCGACGGGGUCCUCGUCGGCGUUUGCCUCUUCGAGCCGCCUCCUCGGCGUCGACAAUGACGUCCGCACUCACCGACGACUCUCGGCGGCCGCCCAGCUCGGUCGCAAGUUUUCGGUGACGAGCCUCGCCAACACUCUCAAGCGCAGCUCGUUUGUCGAUGUCAAGGGCAAGGCAAAGGAGCGCGAUGCGGAGAUGCGGGGAACGUCGAUGCGCUGGAGCAAUAGCGAGGGUCAGGAGCGCGACUUUGCCUCGCUCGACGAGCUCUUUGCCUCGGUGCACCGUGCCCAGGACAUGGAUCUGGGCGAGCAGAGGGUGGCGAUGAAGCCGCGUCCCGGCCGCAAGGCUAGCGCGCUCCUGGGCUCUGCUUACGAGCCCGAGAGCGUCGGUAUCGACCGCGACGUCAACGCCGACGCCGAUGAGACCCUCUUCCAGCUGCUCAACAACCAGGGCCAGGCCCGGAUGGCGGGCCAGGAUGCCAUCAUGGCACCGCGGCGCUCUGGAGGCAAGAGGCCGUCGGCGUCGGCAUCGGCCUCUCGACGCGGUUCGCAGCCGGACCUGAUUGGCGGCCGCGACGACCUUCUCGACACGACCACGCCGAGGGCGAGCAUCAGCGCCGCUACUGCGAUGGCUUCGGCAACGCGGGGCGAGCGCGGCGACGGAGCCGCCGACAUGGUGUGCGCGGCCAGCCACCCUGCUUCGGUUCCUCAGACCACCGCAUGUGAGUCGUCGCCGCUAUCGCUCCCGUCGUCGUUGGCACGAGGUCCGGCUGCUGGCGCCGAGGGAACGGCAUUGGAUGCUCAGACUGUCGCGCUCGCCCAUUCUCGCUCGGUUGCAGGAAUGCACUACAUCCUCGAGACCCAGGCCAACCUGUUCGCCAUAAAUGGUAUGGCGACGGUCUACGGCGGCAGCCCUGGGACAACGACGACAAACCUCGUGUACGAAGUGUGCAACAGCGGCAGCGCUUCUGUUGACGAUGCCGAGGACAGCCUCGAGACGACGCUGCACCUAUCGCAAGGCCCUUCAAGCUCCCACCCUGACGUGACUGUCCCGUUACCUGGCCUCGGCGUACCGCUUCAAAGGGGGUCCGCGCAGCUCAGCCAGGACCACUUCGCCUUCCGGCUUUCCAUGCCUCGACGGGCUGCCAUCAGCAGCGCACCGUCCACGCACCUGUCACACUCGUCCGAGCCCGUCGCAUUUCCCUUUUCCUCCGACUCGCUGGCACUGCACCGGCCCCCGACGCUGUCCUGCGCCGGCUGCGACGCCGUACUGGCGGACCUUGGCCUCACGACACGGCGGUAUCGAGCGCUGCCCUCGCAGCACUGGGAGGAGCUGGUCGACGCGUGGAUGUGCCACGGCGACCAGGAGCUCAACGAGAGCGUGGCAAGGGGCAAACAGGGUCUCGAAGAAGGCAGGCCCAUCCCAUCCGACGAGGUCUGGGUGGCCGACCUGCAUCUGAUGCUCCCGGCCUCGUCAGCACGGCCAGACGCGCUUUCGUGGGACGCGGCUGCAGGCAGCAGCCAUCCGACGGCUACGGCGAGCGCGGCAGAAGGAGCGACGACGAUGACGACGACGACGGCGGCGGUGGUGCGAUGUACGGCAUGCCUUCGUUCUGUCGGUGCGGCCUUCGUGUCCAGCUCGACGUCCGAUGCGGCCGGGGGCGUGACGGCGUUGAAGCUGCACAAGCAUGCCAUUUCGAGCGCGUCGGAACCGGACGCACUGCCGCGCCUCGUUUCGGCGCAGAUGCUCGACGUCGCCCGCGCCCAUGCCGCCUACCACUUUGUCCUGGCCGACGAGGGGAGCGGUCGCGAGAGGAUCCUGGACCACUCCCACUGA